CCAUCUAAUCUGGAAUUUGGAGCUCACACUUCCCUUUCUUUCUUCCCUCUUCUCGAGGAGCUCCUCGAGAUCUAAUCAGAUCGUGCGAGGGACCGAAACCAGCACCGAUCCCUCGAAUCCCCGCCGGAUCGAGCGCUGCCUUUUGAAUCUGGGGCUUCCGGUCGGGAUUUUUUCCCCUGAUUCCAAGAUUUCGAGCUCGGGAGUCUCAGAUCGGUCUCGCCCGGCGAUUUCUAGGGUUUGUAGGGGGUGCUUUGAGUUCCCUCGUUUUCUUGCUCGAGAUCAUGGGUUUCUUCAGUCAUCAUGGUUGCUCGGCUUGGAAUUACCGCCAUCUCUGGAUUAUAGGGUUUCUUGCGUUCAUCCUGGUUUCUUAGUCGCAGUUCUUGGGGCUUCUGUUGACAAUCUUGUUCAAAGGUAAAAGUUGUUUCUUUUCUCCUCUCUGAUCUCGCCGCCAUGAUCAAGAUCUUGCUGCUUGUUUCUAUUUCCAUUUGUACGGCAAAAAUCUCAUCUUGUUUCCUCGAAUAGAACAGUCGUCUAGGUUUCUUUCCAUAUCGAUCUCACUUCGCAACCCGACUCCACGUCCCCUUUCCUCAAAAUAUUCUCUAUAUCUGAAUGUAAGCUGGAGCUUCGGCCAUUGGUUUUUACCUAACAUCUGGCCGGUACAGAAUCUAGGGCUUAAGCUUGGUGCUUGCGAUUUUGUACAUCAAAAUUUGACCCCAUGAACUGGAUCUGAGUGUUCACACGAUCUUACGACCAUGUGGAAGCAAUUCCUCAGUAAAUUACCCCGAAAAUCCUCGAAAUCGGAUUGUGCUUCGGAUUCCGCACACAACCACCCAGGCAGCAAUGCCUCCUCUUCUGGCAACUCAAUCCAGCGGACAAACAGUGGUAAUGCCGGGCCAGGCCGGUCAACCAGUGUUAAGAGGAUGUCUUCUGCUGUCUUCCCAUCCAGUGUAGUCGCCGGGAUUGAGCCUCUCCUGUCAUUCAAAGAUGUCUCAAACACCGAAAAGCAGAACCUUUUCAUCAGUAAGCUGAAUCUUUGCUCUGUUGUCUUUGAUUUCUCUGAUCCAAACAAGAACUCCACUGAGAAAGAUAUGAAGCGGCAGGCCCUAUUAGAUCUUAUUGAUUUUGUCAAUUCUGGGACCUCUCGGUUCACUGAGCCGAUGAUCUCCGCCAGUUGUAAGAUGUUCGCCAUUAAUUUAUUUAGGGGUUUUCCUCCAAAUUACCGUUCCAACUCUUCCUGUGGUGGGGAGACUGAAGAAGAGGAGCCACGGUUCGACCCUGCUUGGUCCCAUCUGCAACUUGUGUAUGAAUUGCUCCUAAAAUUCAUUGCAUCCUCCUCCCUUGAUGCAAAGAUGGGGAAAAAGUUCAUGGAUCAUUCAUUUAUCUUGAGAUUGCUUGAGCUCUUUGAUUCAGAGGAUCCGAGAGAAAGGGAUUGCUUGAAAACAAUCUUGCAUAGGAUUUAUGGCAAAUUCAUGGUCCAUCGUCCUUUCAUUCGCAAGGCAGUAAGCAAUAUAUUCUAUAGGUUUGUGUUUGAGACGGACCGGCAUAAUGGGGUUGCCGAGUUGCUGGAGGUUUUUGGGAGUGUGAUUAGUGGAUUUGCGUUGCCUCUUAAAGAGGAGCACAAAAUUUUUCUCUGGAGAGCUCUUAUUCCUUUACACAAACCAAAGUCGGUAGGUGUUUAUCUUCAACAACUGACAUAUUGUGUGACUCAGUUCAUAGAGAAAGAGCCAAAGUUGGCAAGUUCUGUGAUACGGGGGUUGUUGAAGUAUUGGCCUGUGACGAAUGGUCAGAAAGAGGUAAUGUUCUUGAGCGAGUUGGAAGAGGUCUUGGAAGCAACUAGUGUGGUGGAAUUCCAAAAAUGUAUGGCCCCUUUAUUCCGGAGGAUUGGUUUCUGUGUCAACAGUUCGCACUUCCAGGUUGCUGAACGGGCUCUAUUCUUGUGGAACAAUGACCAUGUGAUGAGUCUGGUAGCACAAAAUCGGCAAGCUAUCAUGCCCCUUAUCUUCCCAGCUUUAGAGAAGAACAGUCAGAGUCACUGGAAUCAGGCAGUCCUGAAUCUAACAAUGAAUGUCAGGAAGAUGCUCUCUGAGAUGGAUGAGGAGCUAUUUUUGGCUUGCCAAAGGAAGUUUGAGGAGGAUGAAGAGAAUCGAGUGGCAGUGGAGGAGAAAAGAAAGAAGGCCUGGGAACGUCUGGAGAUUGCUGCCGCCUUUCAGCCAAUGACUGGAAACACAGCCGUCCUUGUGAGACCUGUUAUGGCCCCUGCAAUUGCUGCUACUCUUACAUAGUUAUGAAGUGGCAUGGGCAAGGAGAGACUAGGGUGGUCUAAAAUACAUUCAAAGUGCUCAGAGUAAGUUUUCCUAAUAUUUUUUUGUAUUAUGGUGUUUUAUUGUAACUAUGUGGGAAUCCUUUGCUGCUCUGGAAGCAAGGCAUGUUGUAAUAGUCUUGGCACGUACUAUCUCUAUUGAUGCAUGUUUCGUCAAGAGCAUGGUGCCAAAUGCCCCCAAUUCUCAGCUUGAUGAGUUCUUUGAUCA
Phoenix dactylifera (date palm) is the source of this 2528-nucleotide messenger RNA. RefSeq names its product serine/threonine protein phosphatase 2A 57 kDa regulatory subunit B' kappa isoform-like. NCBI's taxonomy places the organism in Eukaryota, Viridiplantae, Streptophyta, Magnoliopsida, Arecales, Arecaceae. Gene Ontology annotation, cellular component: protein phosphatase type 2A complex. Gene Ontology annotation, molecular function: protein phosphatase regulator activity. Gene Ontology annotation, biological process: signal transduction. The record is from RefSeq and is a predicted model, not a curated record.